AUGCAGGUGUCUUUGGCGCUCGUGUACUCCAGCGCGGUACUGUUGCUGCUACAGGGAUGUUUUACCGCCGUGCAAGGAUGGAGGGUUUUGAAAAAUGAUGCGACAGAAAUAAUACCAGAAUACACCGAAGAAAUUCAGCAAGUAGAGGAGCAAAAUAUUCUAUCUGACAACAAUACUUUGAACCGUCCAAGAAACGGCGGAAGGAGGUCAUCAGGAAACUCAAAGUCCUUUGGAGCUUCAGAGCUGAGCUGUCGAGAACGUCGGUUUACCCGUUACGUCACCGACGGCUCUUGCCGCAGUGCCGACCCCGUGAAGGAGCUGCUGUGUUCGGGCCAGUGCCUGCCGGCUCAUCUCAUGCCCAACUCCAUCCUGCGUGGCAAGUGGUGGAGAACCAACUUGUCUGACUACCGCUGCAUUCCCGCCCACUCCCGCACCCAGCGGGUACAACUCCAAUGUCCGAACGGGCGCAGUCGGACGUAUAAAAUCCGCGUUGUCACGUCCUGCAAGUGCAAGCGCUACACCCGCCAUCACAACCAAUCAGAUACCAAAGAGCCCACCACCCAGAAAACCAGACGCCCCAAGAAGCAUUCCCGCCACUCUCAUGGACGGGUUCGGAGCAAACUUCCUGUGAUCAGCAGCAACUCUUACUGA
This is a messenger RNA of Chanos chanos (milkfish), 651 nucleotides long. It is a transcript of the gene sost, whose product is annotated as sclerostin. Bases 1 to 651 code for a protein of 216 amino acids. Gene Ontology annotation, biological process: negative regulation of BMP signaling pathway; ossification; negative regulation of Wnt signaling pathway. Gene Ontology annotation, molecular function: BMP binding. The record is from RefSeq and is a predicted model, not a curated record. Lineage: Eukaryota; Metazoa; Chordata; Actinopteri; Gonorynchiformes; Chanidae. The transcript has 2 exons.